GUUGUUCAGUCUGUGUCCUCACUCCAAAGCAACAGGUGGCGCUAAUGCGUCAACCGCCGUAAAAAAAACACACGAAGAAGAAGAAGAAGAAGAAGUAGCUGAACAUGCAGAAUGGGUACCCAGGUGAAAGAUGUCAUCAUUAAGCCUGACGCUCCCGGCGCGCUGCUGCUGGACAAACACGCAGACUACAUCGCUGCCUACGGCUCCAAAAAGGACGAUUAUGAGUACACGCUGUCAGAAUACCUGAGGAUGAGCGGUAUCUACUGGGGCCUGACGGUGAUGGACCUGAUGGGUCAGCUGCCCCGGAUGAAUCGACAGGAGAUCAUAGACUUCAUCAAAGCCUGUCAGCACGAGUGUGGAGGCAUCAGUGCAAGCAUCGGACACGACCCCCAUCUGCUCUACACUCUAAGCGCCGUCCAGAUUCUAUGCUUAUAUGACAGUGUGGACGCGCUUGAUGUGGACAAAGUGGUGGAAUACAUUAAAGGGCUGCAGCAGGAAGACGGCUCAUUUGCAGGAGACAAAUGGGGAGAAAUAGACACAAGGUUUUCCUUCUGCGCUGUUGCUACACUUGCAUUACUGGGCAAGAUGGACACAAUAAAUGUUGACAAAGCCGUAGAGUUCGUCUUGUCCUGUAUGAACUUCGAUGGAGGUUUUGGAUGCAGACCUGGUUCAGAGUCUCAUGCUGGUCAGAUUUACUGCUGCACCGGCUUCUUGUCGCUCACCGGUCAGCUGCACCAGAUCAACGCUGACCUGCUCGGCUGGUGGCUCUGCGAGAGGCAGCUCCCGUCCGGAGGUCUGAAUGGACGGCCGGAGAAGCUUCCGGAUGUGUGCUACUCAUGGUGGGUUUUGGCGUCUUUGAAAAUCAUCGGCAGGAUUCACUGGAUCGACAAGGCCAAGCUACGAACGUUUAUUCUGGCCUGUCAAGACGAGGAGACCGGAGGUUUCGCCGAUAGACCAGGAGACAUGGUGGAUCCUUUCCACACUCUGUUCGGGAUCGCAGGUCUCUCCCUUCUCGGAGACGAACAGAUCAAGCCGGUGAAUCCUGUCCUGUGCAUGCCCGAGGAUGUCCUGAAGAGGGUCGACGUGCAGCCCGACCUCCUCAGCUAGCCCUCUGACAUCCGUCGUCCCACAUCACACACAGACACAGCUGCCCUGCUGAGCACCAUCCAGCCACACCAUGACCGCCAUCACCACCACGGCUGGAUGCUGGGAGCAGAGAGCGAGGACCACCGCACAUUGUAGUGUUAGCUGAGGUCUACAGACACAUUUUUAGACGCAGGUUUUGAUCUCUGCUCACUAAGGACAAGUAGUCUGAGGCUUCGUGUCUUUAAACCCUCAAGCACUCAAUAUGUUAUCAAGUCACUUAUGUUGGUUUCAAUGCGAGAGAACGGUUUGAGAAAGAUGUUUUGACGUGUAACCAUCACCGCUAAAAGCUAGAAAUCAUUAAACAUUCCUGAACUUUCUGACACCAUGUCAGGAAAAAACAUGAAACCGUGUAACAGCGCAUGAAACUGUCACAGAAGUCUGUUUCCUCUCUCUGUCUUGUCUCUCGUCACCUUUCGAGCUUGUCAACAAGCCAAGGAAUUUAUCACUGUAGCUAAUUACUGGACAGAGGCGCUGAUGGGCUUCAUGUGCUUGACAGCUUUGUGCACUUGAGCUUGAAACAAGAAGGAUUAUUGUGUGGAACAGACACGCAUGAUCAAGUUUGCUCUGCGAUAUGUUUUGGGGGCAGAAGACACUUUGACUCUUUGUCAGUCAUUUGGUUUGUUUUUCUCUGUUUGUUGGAGGGUGCUGCCAACUUCACGCACCGACUGUUCGAAAUAAAAUAACUUCCGUGUUUGAAAAGUAAGAGCACGUAAAGGGCAGACUGCCCUCGAUCUGUUUACACUCCAGCAAUCUUACCAACGCUGUUUGUUCUAACGGGCCUCACAACUGGAGAUGCAAUAUAAUAUAAUAUAAGAUGGGAAAUAUUUUAGGCAGGAGGAAGGGGCAGUUUUAUGUUUGUGACUGGAGACACCCAGAGGUAAAACACAUUGCAGUGCCGUCGUCUCUUGCCAAGUAUAUUUAACGUCUUAUCCACAGUCUCAGUUACACGAUUUAUUUAAAUCCAUGUUACUUAGUCCAGCUUUGUUAUGCAGCUGUGGGCAAACACACUGUGUGUGAAAUGAAAUAUUUUCAGUCUUAUGUUUUGAUGAUUUUCAGCUUUUUUUUCUCUUUUAAAUCUUUGGGUAAAACUCUGCACUCUUCUUGUCUUACUCGACACAUUUCAUCCGUUGUCAGGUAACUGUUCAGUGUUUAGAUUGUUACAGAAGGUAAAUAAAUCAUGUCAACUCAUUAGAUCUGCAGCCAGUUCAAGUGACUGAUAACUCCUAAAUGUAUUAAUUGACAUUGUUAUGCAAAAUGAAUGCAGUCAUUACCUAAAUGUCUUUGUUGUGCUCAUAGGGUUUAAAUCACAUUUCUCAGAGUUGUGCAGCUUAAAGACUAAAAUCUAAAAACUCUAACUGCAUCUUCGACGACUCGUCAAUCCACACAGUCUCGUCUUCGUGUUGCGUGGGCAGCUCGAAUCCACAUAAGCUGUUGCACAGCUCCAUGUGUGUAUAUUAAUGUAACUUAUUUGUUAUCUUGGUUGGCAAUAAAUGUUUCCCUUCAACCGUGA
This is a messenger RNA of Larimichthys crocea (large yellow croaker), 2656 nucleotides long. RefSeq names its product Rab geranylgeranyltransferase subunit beta (gene rabggtb). Gene Ontology annotation, cellular component: Rab-protein geranylgeranyltransferase complex. Bases 112 to 1107 code for a protein of 331 amino acids. The transcript is spliced from 9 exons. The record is from RefSeq and is a predicted model, not a curated record. Gene Ontology annotation, molecular function: Rab geranylgeranyltransferase activity. Gene Ontology annotation, biological process: protein geranylgeranylation. Lineage: Eukaryota; Metazoa; Chordata; Actinopteri; Sciaenidae.